Messenger RNA from Leptopilina heterotoma, 648 nucleotides. RefSeq lists its product as uncharacterized. Bases 1 to 648 code for a protein of 215 amino acids. The record is from RefSeq and is a predicted model, not a curated record. NCBI's taxonomy places the organism in Eukaryota, Metazoa, Arthropoda, Insecta, Hymenoptera, Figitidae. The transcript has 2 exons.
AUGAUUCUUCAUGGUGGGGGCACACAGGAGAGGGAAUUCGGGUAUAUAAAUGAGUGCAGGAGCAUAAGACUGUAUCAAAUGGAUCCAAGUAGCCGUAGCAGAAUGGAGCAGAACAACGAGGAGCUGAACCACGAGGAGCAAGGCAGCCAGGCAGAGACAAUCAUUCUACUGUCAGAUGAUGAUGAGGGCUAUGCUGCAUUAAACGAUAUGCAGGAAAUAAUCGAUAGCGUUGCGGAAGUGAAUAUGAAUCCUGUAAUGUUUGUAGAAGAUGAAGGAUUUUACGAAAACGUGCGUUAUUUGCAGGAGGCUGAAACACAAACUGAUCAUCUGGAGUUUUUAGAUAUAGAUAUAUCUGAGCAAGAUGUGCAACACAUUUUAGACGUACUGGGUAUAACACAGAAAGAUUUCUCAACGCUUGAUAAUAUAAAUUGUAAUGAGUUGAUGGAGAAAGCGCCAAGUCCACCAACUUCUGAGGCUUUAAAUUUGUCACCAGAGCGACCAGCGACUCCACCUGCCACUGUCUCCAACGAUGAUGAUUAUGAAAAUGACGAAGUGUGCUACAGAUGUGAAAGACGAAGAUACUGUCAUCACCAUCGCCCUAGUCAUAGAAGUCACAGAAGUCACAGACGCCAUCGCCAUCGUCAUUGA